UGUCCCUCGGACGCAGUGGAUCACCGAUCCAUGGAAAGAGCCGAAGAUGUCAGCUCGCUCAUGUGAUCAGCUGUGUCCAAUCACAGCUGAUCAUAUGGAACAUAUACACAGAUCAUCAGAGCACUGAUGAUCAGUGUGCCCUGAUGAUCUGUGUAGCCCCAGCAGUGCCACCUGUCAGUGUCCAUCAGUGCCAGCUCUCAGUGCUCACCAAUGCCACCUGCCAGUGCCCAUCAGUGCCACAUCCAUGCCACAUAUCAGUGCCCAUCUGAGCUGCCUUUCAGUGUCACCCAUCAGUGCCACCUAUCAGUGCUGCCAAUCAGUGCCACCUAUCAGUGUGCAUCAGUGCUGCCUAUCAGUGCCACCUAACAGUACCAGUCAGUGCCACCUAUCAGUGCCAUAUAUGAGUGCUGCCUUUCAGUGCCCAUCAGUG
Messenger RNA from Staurois parvus, 430 nucleotides. The record is from the annotation of a GenBank genome assembly. NCBI's taxonomy places the organism in Eukaryota, Metazoa, Chordata, Amphibia, Anura, Ranidae.